This is a messenger RNA of Contarinia nasturtii (swede midge), 4084 nucleotides long. It is a transcript of the gene Karybeta3, whose product is annotated as importin-5. Gene Ontology annotation, biological process: protein import into nucleus. Gene Ontology annotation, cellular component: cytoplasm; nucleus. The record is from RefSeq and is a predicted model, not a curated record. Bases 201 to 3518 code for a protein of 1105 amino acids. NCBI's taxonomy places the organism in Eukaryota, Metazoa, Arthropoda, Insecta, Diptera, Cecidomyiidae. Gene Ontology annotation, molecular function: nuclear import signal receptor activity; protein binding. The transcript is spliced from 8 exons.
AUUCGUUUCGAUAUUUUUGCACGGAACACAACACACAUUUCAAUGCUCGUCGCGCGCGCCAAUACUCAUACACAUACACACAUAUACAUCGAGAGUAUACCAAAAAAAAAGAUUGGUUGGACAGAACAAGCUGUAAGUUUAGUGAGAGAGGAAUAAAAAACGGCAAGUUCUUUUACGUUUAAUAUUUUGUACGGAGAACAAUGGCGGCAGAGCAAACUGAUUUCAGUCAAAUAUUAAAUUCAUUACUUUCGGUUGACAAUGCGCUCAGAGCUAGUGCUGAGGAGCAAUACAACAAUCUUCCAGUUGACGUCAAGGUGACUCAAUUGUUGACUGCAUUGCAUACGAACACCUUAAAAGAUGAUGUACGGCAUAUGGCCGCAGUCAUACUUCGACGACUAUUUUCAUCGGAAUUUCAAGAAUUUUACACAGCCUUACCGGUUGAGCAGCAAGCUCAAUUUCGUCAACAAAUUUUAUUAGCCGUGCAACAAGAUGUGAAUCCAGAACUUCGGCGUAAAAUUUGUGAAGUAGUUGCCGAAGUAUCACGGAAUUUAAUCGACGAUGAUGGAAACAAUCAAUGGACGGAAAUUUUGAGCUUUAUGUUUCAAUGCGCCAAUUCGCCAAAUGUUCAAUUACAAGAGUCAGCAUUGCGCAUUUUCACCGGCGUACCAGGCAUUUUCGGCAAUUUGGAAUCACAAUACAUGGAAUUAAUCAAACAAAUGCUUCAAAAAUCAAUGGAUCCAAGCUCAAGUCCCGAGGUUCAAUUUCAGGCCGUUUGUGCGGUCGGCGCAUUUAUCAAUCGUCACGCAAAAGACAACGAUGUAUUAAAACAUUUUGCCGAUUUAUUGACACGUAUUAUUUUCAUCACCGCUGAAAGUAUAAAGGCUGAAGAUGAUCAAACAUUGUUGAAAUUAUUGAUUGAAUUGGCCGAAAAUUGUCCGAAAUUUUUGCGCUCACAAAUCGAAUUCAUCUUUGAUAUGUGCAUUAAAGUAUUUAGCAAUCCAGAAGUUGAGGAUUCAUGGCGACAUUUAGCACUCGAAGUCAUCGUUUCAUUUUCGGAAAAUGCACCGGCAAUGGUACGCAAACAUGCCGGCAAAUAUAUCGAAGUAUUGAUUCCGGCUGUUUUGGCAAUGAUGACCGACAUUGAACACGACGAUAACUGGGCAGUCUCAGAUGAAAUUACCGAAGAAGACAACAGCGAUAACAAUUGUAUGGCCGAAUCGGCAUUGGAUCGCUUGGCCUGUGGUUUGGGUGGAAAGAUUGUGUUGCCACACAUCAUUAAGAUCAUUCCACAGAUGCUUAGUCAUACCGAUUGGAAACAACGUUAUGCUGCAUUGAUGGCCAUUUCGGCCGUUGGCGAAGGUUCACACAAACAAAUGGAACUUAUGUUAGAUGAUAUUAUGCGUGGUGUUUUGAAUUAUUUGGCCGAUCCACAUCCGCGUGUACGUUACGCUGCAUGUAACGCAAUCGGACAAAUGUCAACCGAUUUUGCGCCAACAUUCGAAAGAAAAUUCCACGAACAAGUCGUUCCUGGUUUGUUGAAUUUGCUCGGUGAUGUGGCCAAUCCACGGGUUCAAGCUCAUGCUGGUGCAGCAUUGGUCAAUUUUAGCGAAGAUUGUCCGAAAGUCAUUCUCACCAAAUACUUGGACGAUAUCAUGAAAAAAUUGGAAGGAAUUUUGAACGAUAAAUUCAAACAACUGGUAGAAACAGGAACUAAGCUCGUUUUAGAACAGAUUGUAACGACAAUUGCAUCCGUCGCCGAUACAGUUGAAAAAGAUUUUAUUCCAUAUUACGACCGCUUUAUGCCGUGUCUCAAAUAUAUCAUUGAGCAUGGUACAAGUGAAGAAUUGCGAAUGUUGCGCGGCAAAACAAUCGAAUGCGUUAGUUUAAUUGGUUUAUCGGUUGGCCGGGACGUAUUUUUGAAUGACGCAAAUGCCGUCAUGGAAUUGCUUUUGAAAACACACACCGAAGGUGAACUGGCUGACGAUGAUCCGCAAACAUCGUAUUUGAUCAGCGCCUGGGCACGUAUGUGCAAAAUUUUGGGCAAACAAUUCGAACAAUAUUUGCCAUUAGUAAUGGGUCCCGUGAUGCGAACGGCCGCCCUCAAGCCAAAUGUUACAAUGCUCGACAACGAUGAAAUCGAAGAUAUUGAAAACGAUGCUGACUGGUCUUAUAUAAAUUUAGGCGAACAACAAAACUUUGCCAUCCGAACAGCCGGCAUGGACGAUAAAGCGUGCGCCUGCGAAAUGUUGGUGUGUUAUGCACGCGAAUUGAAAGACGGUUUUGCUGAAUAUGCCGAAGAAGUUGUACGCUUGAUGGUGCCAAUGUUAAAAUUCUAUUUCCACGAUGGCGUUCGUUCUGCUGCCGCCGAAUCGAUUCCAUAUCUAUUGGAUUGCGCCAAAAUCAAAGGACCUCAAUAUUUGGAAGGAAUGUGGUUGUAUAUAUGCCCAGAAUUAUUGAAGGCUAUCGAUUCAGAGCCAGAAAUCGAUGUGCUGGCCGAAUUACUUCAUUCGUUGGCGCGCAGCAUUGAAACACUUGGACCAAAUUGUUUGUCACCCGAGGCAAUGGAAAAUGUACUGAAGGUUAUACAAAAAUUCAUGGGCGAACAUUUUGAGCGCGAAGAGAAGAGAGCAUUGGCACGUACCGAAGAGGAUUAUGACGAUGGUGUUGAGGAGCAGUUGGCUGAAGAGGAUGACAAUGAUAUUUUGGUAUUAUCGAAAAUUGCCGAUAUCAUUCAUGCAUUGUUCAAGACAUAUACAACCAAUUUCCUACCGUUCUUCGAUCGUGUCGCACAAAGUUUUGUUAAAUUAUUGGAUCCAAGUGGACCAUGGGCAGACCGGCAAUGGGGAUUAUGCAUAUUUGAUGAAGUUAUUGAAUUCUGUGGACCACUUUGCGCCCAAUAUCAACACAUUUUCCUGCAACCACUGUUGGAAUACACCAAAGAUAAAAGCCCAGAGGUUAGACAAGCGGCAACAUACGGUUGCGGUGUUUUAGCUCAGUUUGGUGGUGAUCAAUUCGCUGUACCUUGCGCUCAAUGUGUUCCAACUUUGGCUGAAAUUGUCAACGCACCACAAAGCCGAGAACCAGAAAAUAUAAAUCCAACAGAGAAUGCCAUAUCGGCCAUUACGAAAAUCUUGAAAUACAAUAACUCGGCAUUAACAAAUCUUGACGAACUGAUUCAUUUGUGGUUCAAUUGGUUGCCAGUCAUAGUAGAUGAAGAAGAAGCACCGCACGUAUACGGAUACUUAUGCGAUCUGAUUCAAGCCAACCAUCCCAUCAUUUUAGGUGCAAACAAUUCAAAUUUGCCACGCAUUGUGGCUAUUAUAGCCGAAGCAUACUUUAAUGAGGUAAUCGAAGCAACUCACGCGGUUGGGCGUCGUAUGUUGGAAAUUGUCAAACAAGUUGAACAGAGUCCGGAUGUAUUCCAAGCCUGUUUGAAUAGUCUGUCGGCUGACCAGAAAAAAGCAUUGGAAGAUGCUUAUCGAGAAUUAGCGGCGUCUGUUGCUGCUGUUUCAGCUUAAACACUCUCCUCCUGCCCCGAUCAUCACCUUUGACAACGGUUUUUGUUAAACUUAUUUAAGAAAGAAAUUCAUAUUUUUUAUUGAGUAAAUCUAUUGAAAAAAAAAGAACCUGAGAGAAUAUUGUGUGGUCCUCUGUGGAUUGAAUACACUGGAGAAUCUAUUAAUAUGUAUAUCUGCUUCGAAUUCAAUUUUUAAAUGCAUUCGCAGUGAACUGAUUCAUUUUUUUUCUUUUCGAAAUGUCUUGUAAUUUUUCAUUGAUUAUUAUUAUUAAUAUUAAUUUGCCACACAAAUAAUACCAUUCUUUCCGCCAAAUUUGGCGCAAUAAUGACGUCCAAUUUCUUUUAAGAAACUAAAACAUCCACAUCAAUUUCGGAUGAGAUUUUAAUUCAAAUCAAUUUAUGUUUAUUUACAUAUUUUUUCAAAUUCUAAAGAUAGACGAAAACUAACAAAAACCACAUUUGAAAUCAAGUAAAUUAGAACACUCUAGAAACAUAUUUUUUUCUCAAUUGAUUCAUUGAAACAAACAAAAUGUAACAAAAACCACAAUGAAAAAUUACGAAAAAUUC